Calidris pugnax (ruff) is the source of this 1432-nucleotide messenger RNA. Its product is annotated as cytosolic 5'-nucleotidase 1A-like. Gene Ontology annotation, biological process: nucleotide metabolic process; adenosine metabolic process. The coding region runs from base 149 to 1096 and encodes 315 amino acids. Gene Ontology annotation, cellular component: cytosol; cytoplasm. The transcript is spliced from 7 exons. Lineage: Eukaryota; Metazoa; Chordata; Aves; Charadriiformes; Scolopacidae. Gene Ontology annotation, molecular function: 5'-nucleotidase activity; magnesium ion binding; nucleotide binding. The record is from RefSeq and is a predicted model, not a curated record.
UGCACCCCAGUCUGGCUCCUGCCUGCUUCCUGCCAGCACGGGGACAGGGGGAAAUAUAAACAGCAGCAUCUGGGGCAAGGUCUGGAUGCUACAGCUGGACACGGCUGUGCCGGGGAGCAGAGGCAGCACUCCUGGCUGAAAGUGGAAGAUGGCAGAGCCUGAAGGCACAAUCAUAAACACUGAUGUGAAACAGAAAGACCCCAGUGAGGCACUGGUCAUUGCGGUGACCACCAGAGCCAUCUUCAACCUGGAGGAGGAGCACAAGCUCUACCUGGAAAAGGGCAAGGAAGAGUACAUAAGGCACCAGCAGGCCAACCAGAACAAGCCCCUGCCACCAGGCACGGCUUUUGCCUUCAUCCAGGCAGUGCAGUAUGUGAACAAGAAGAUCCUGGAGAGCAACCCAGCAGAGAAGGACCUCUUCGACAUCCUGGUGCUCUCCAACAACAGCCCAGAGAGUGGAAUGCGCAUCAUCAACAGUGCCAAGCACUAUGGCCUGGAGAUCUCAAAGUUCUGCUUCGUCAGCGACGAGGACUCCACGCAGUACCUGAAGUCCCACGGGGUCAAGCUCUUCCUCUCAGCUGACAGGACAGACGUCUGCAAUGCUCUCCGGAGAGGGGUCUCGUCAGCGCUCGUCUUCCAGCAGGAGGUCCAGGCCCCCAGCACUCUGCUCCGCGUGGUAUUCGAUGGGGAUGCAGUGCUCUUCUCUGACGAGACAGAUCGGGUCUUCCAGGAGAAGGGGCUGGAGGGGGCAGUGCAGUACGAGCGGGAGAUGGAGGCCGUGCCCAUGGGAGAGGGCCCCCUGAAGGCUUUUGCCAUGCACCUUGGGAAGAUACGCAAGAAGUUCAGCCAGGAAAAAUCACCCAUCCGCACCUACCUGGUGACUGCCCGCAGUGGCCGGGACAUGGGCAUCCGAGCCAUCAAGACACUCCGGGAGUGGGGUCUGGCCAUUGAUGAGGCUUUCUUCAUGGACGGUGCUCCCAAGGGCCCCAUCCUCUCCCAGAUCCAGCCCCAUAUUUUCUUUGACGAUGGCCUUCAUAACAUCCGGGGGGCUCAAGACAUGGGCAUACCCUCUGCCUGGGUCCCUUCCUGCUGCUGAUGGGCUGCAGGCCUCCCUCCCAGCACCACAGAGGACUGGGCCAGUUGAAGACAAACCUUCUGGUGACGAGGGAAAGAUUUCCUAACCUGCAGUAAACAAGCCUCAGGGAAAGAGGAUAAGAGCAUUGUGUGAGAGCACAGACAACCUGGCAAGACUUGAUGUUUAUUUCUGCUCCUGAUAUGAGGUCCUUUAGGUUUUAAGCAAAAAAAAAAAAUGCAACUACUCCAGAAAGAAAGGAUACAUUUGCUGUGACUCUGAGGACUACCACCUGUAUAUCCAGGAAGACCUGGGGACUUUUUGCUUUUGCAGAAAAAUAAAUGAAGCUGUUGCCUUCCA